GCCCGGAGAGGAGGAGCCAAGGGGGAGGAGUACCGGGCCGUGGGUUGGGAAGUGCUACGUGUCUACUCAGCCCAUAUAACCUACUACCCUCCUUUUCGUUCAGUUCAGCCGGGAACCAGCCGCCGGUUUUUUUCUCCCCUCUCUCCCUCCGUCCGUCCGUCGGUCGCUGCUGGCUUUUCCUUUCUGCCUUCCCUCCCUCUUCUUCCGCUGUCCGCGCCUGAGGGAACCACCGUCGCCGCCGUCCGGGACGCGCGAGCCUCCACCAUGUCCGAGUUCAGAAAGCAAAGGGUGAUCCUCCAAAGGUCUACCAAUGUAGUGUACCAAGCCCAUCAUGUUAGCAGAAACAAGAGAGGACAAGUUUUGGGCACAAAAGGUGGAUUUCGUGGCUGCACAGUCUGGCUAACAGGUCUUUCUGGAGCUGGUAAGACAACCAUUGGGUUUGCCCUUGAGGAAUACCUCAUGUCUCAUGGCAUCCCUUGUUACUCUCUUGACGGGGACAACAUUCGUCAUGGUCUCAACAAGAAUCUAGGUUUCUCUGCUGAUGACCGAGAAGAAAAUAUCCGCCGUGUUGCUGAAGUAGCCAAACUAUUUGCAGAUGCUGGCUUAGUUUGCAUUACUAGUUUCAUUUCUCCUUUUGCAAAGGACCGUGAGAACGCACGGAAGAUUCAUGAGACAGCUGGGCUGCCUUUCUUCGAAGUUUUUGUGGAUGCACCUCUCAAUAUCUGUGAAAGUAGGGACGUGAAAGGCCUAUACAAAAAAGCAAGAGCUGGAGAAAUCAAAGGAUUCACUGGAAUCGAUUCGGAGUAUGAGAAACCAGAAAUACCCGAACUUGUGCUGAAAACCAACAUUUUUUCAGUGACUGAAUGCAUCCAGACUAUUGUGGAGCUCCUGCAAGAACAGAAUCUCGUUCCUUCCACUGCAAUUAAAGAUGUGCUUGAGCUGUUUGUGCCUGAAAAUAAAGUGGAACAAACUUGGGCUAAAGCUGGUACUCUGCCAUCUAUAAACAUUACCAAGUUGGAUCUACAGUGGGUUCAAGUCCUAAGUGAAGGUUGGGCCACACCACUCAAAGGGUUUAUGCGGGAGAAAGAAUAUUUGCAAGUUAUCCAUUUUGGCACUUUGCUUGAUGGAAUGGGUAAAAUUGAUAUAUUCAAGCUUGAUGGUGUUAUUAACCUGAGCAUACCGAUUGUACUUCCCAUCUCUACUGAAGACAAAAAACGUCUGGAAGGAUGCAGUGCAUUCACCCUGCAGUACAAUGGACGGAGGGUUGCAAUCCUUAAAAAUCCAGAAUUUUUUGAACACAGGAAGGAAGAGCGUUGUGCUCGUGUUUGGGGAACCACCUGCGCAAAGCAUCCACAUGUAAAAAUGGUGAUGGAGAGUGGAGAGUGGCUUGCUGGGGGCGAACUCCUUGUACUGGAGAGAAUAAAAUGGAACGAUGGACUGGACCAAUACCGCUUGACUCCGUUGGAGCUGAGGGAGAAGUUUAGAGAGAUGAACGCAGAUGCAGUUUUUGCUUUCCAACUACGUAAUCCGGUGCACAACGGACAUGCUCUGCUAAUGCAGGAUACUAAACGCCGACUGCUGGAAAGGGGCUAUAAGCAUCCAGUCUUGCUCCUUCAUCCUCUUGGUGGAUGGACCAAGGAUGAUGAUGUGCCCUUGGACUGGCGUAUGAAGCAGCAUGCUGCAGUGCUAGAAGAACAUGUCUUGGAUCCCAAAUCCACCGUUGUUGCAAUUUUCCCUUCUCCCAUGUUGUACGCUGGCCCAACAGAGGUCCAGUGGCAUUGUAGGUCUCGAAUGAUUGCUGGUGCCAAUUUCUACAUUGUGGGUCGAGAUCCGGCAGGUAUGCCUCAUCCAGAAACCAAGAAAGAUCUGUAUGAACCCACACAAGGUGGAAAGGUGCUUAGUAUGGCUCCAGGACUAACCUCAGUGGAAAUAAUUCCCUUCCGAGUAGCUGCAUACAACAAAGUACAAAAAGCGAUGCUUUUCUAUGAUCCAGAGAGGCACACUGAAUUUGAUUUCAUUUCUGGCACACGGAUGAGAAAGUUGGCUCGUGAAGGUGACAAUCCCCCUGAUGGGUUCAUGGCGCCAAAAGCAUGGAAGGUUUUGACAGAAUACUACACAUCGAUGGGAAAAAAUAAUUAAUUAUGCUGUCUCUAUCGAAGUGCCUUUAUUUUAAAUAUGAGCUCUGCUGAUUGAUGAAUAUGCUACGAUGUUUCAUCUGGUUUGGAAUCUUUUGGUUGCUGGGCAUUUUCUUUCUGGGCCAUACAAUGGUUCUGGACCAACUUUUCCAUUUUUAGACCUUAAAUAAGCGAUUUCUUCUUAAUUUCAAAGGAAUGCCAUAAAACAAGGUUUUACUGUACGCAUCAAAAAAAAAUAAGAUCAAAAUGAUGAGUUCAAAGCCAUAGGGAUCCAGCUCUCACAGCCUUUGCCAAAAAAUGUUAUUGAAACUAUGCAACUAUGCAAAUUAUUACAUUAAUGCUAUAAAUUGAAUUCCUAGAAAGAAAUAGGGGAUAAACUAGUACUUUCCCAUUGUGGUUUGGUGUUUUGGGGGGUUUUUUUGGCCUCCACCAAAACCUUUCAUGUAGUUGGGGUGAAGAGGGAGGAUUUCAUAGUAUGUCAUUUUUUUAGAUGAUGAUGAUGAUAAUGAAGAUGAAAUGGAGUUGGUAUAAUCAGCAUUUCCCAACAAGAGAAUUCUAUGGCAGUUUUCUCUUGGAAACAGUCACAAAGCUGUGCUUAUUCUGAAAAAUUCUUUACAAAUAGCGUUUUGGUCAACUUGGACCAAGAAAUGCACCUUUCUCACCCUUGACAUUGAGUUUCUUUAUAGCCUUGGCCAAAUUCUUUCAUGAAGGACAUCCACAAGCAUUUCCCCCUCAACUGGGUGCUAAUAACAUCAUUACAGUCUAUAUGACUGCCCUUUCACAGCUCCUCUCACCUCUUCAAUGUAUAGACCAGACUAGGAAACCAAAGUCAUGUAGGCCAAUACUGCUUUUAUUGUAAAGAUAUAGUAAUAGAAUCUUACGAGUCUGAAUACGUUUCCUCCCUCUCUCUCUCUAUCCUUGGGAGAACUAGAGAGGGUCUUGCCUGAAACUUUUUUCAAGAUACAUUUCUGCCCCCUUAUUUGACUAUUGUCUUGAUAGUUGCUCUGCCAUCUCUCCCCCAGGGCCAUUUCCUUUCCCCACUAGUUGCCCAAGUCAGCAUUCAUCAUGAUCGCCUUAACUCAGGGGUAUCAAAUUCGCAGCUCUGUGGGCUGGAUGCGUCACGUGAUGGCCACGCCCACCCCAUUUUAGCAAGGGGGGGAGUUGUGAUACGUCACGUGACGACAGUGUGACGAUGUGAGUUUGACACACCUGCCUUAGCUUAUGCAAUGCAAGGGCCGAUUUGACUGGGGAAGUUUUUCUGAGAGACAUGGAUUCAUUCCUAAGCAUCUUCUAGGGCAGGGGUGUCAAACUGGCAGCCCAUGGGCUGGAUGCAUCACAUGCGGGCUACGCCCACUCCCGCAAAGGCAAAAGUCAUGAUAUGUCACAACGUCACAUAACACAAUCGAGUUUGACACCCGUGUUUUAGGUUGAAGUAGAAAGGGGUAUCAAAAAAGUCAUGACAGCUACAAUGCUGUCCUACCCCUUUUUUUACUGUCUUGAUUUAUCCAGUGAUAAACUCUGAAUUCUCUUCGAUGACCAGAUCCAAUGAAGGUGUUUUAAAGAAAAAGAAAUUGUUAACAACUGGUUUAAAGGACUGAUUCAAGUACACAAUGGCCGAUAGCUUAGUAUUUUUUGUAACAUCCAAUCUUAUCAUCAUCUAAAAGAGGCGUUUAAAACUGGGGUGGGUGGGAAUUCAAGGGCACCCUAAGGCAACUUGAAUUUGGAGUAAAUAUUUAAGGGAAAGGUGAAUGCAUGUGCAGGACACAACUCCUUUUCCCAUAGGAAAACUUUUUGCAUUUUAUAUAUUGAAUCAUGACAAUUCCUGUAUUUUUAAUUCUUUUCUUCUUGGUAAGGAGUAAAUAAGCACAAACAUAUUAUCACGGUUGAUGAAUCCCAAAUUAUGGGGCUUUGUUCCAGAAUCUGCUCAUAGGGGUAGAAAACAUGUUUUAGUUGUAAUUUUUUCCGUAUAUAAUUGGUUCAGUCAGAAUUAACUUAUACAUUCCUUUUGCAUCUUAAUACUUCCGACAUGAAUGCUAAAUAGUUUAAUUACAUUACAUUAUGCCCUUCUGAUAUUUUAUUGCUUUUUUUAAAAAAAUCAGCUCCUUUUUCUAUUGUGCUGUUAUACUUAGUGUGCUGUUCAGUGGCAAGGAGAGUGAAACACUGUACAAAUCAGAAUAGCCACAUCAUGAAAAUCACUGAGAAGGUACGAUCUUUCUCAACUUUACAUAAUUAUUUUCCCCAUCACCCUAGUCUGAGAUAGCCCUGCUUUUGAGAAUAAUGCUUGGUGCUGUUCUACUACUGGACACACAGCUGCUGCUAUGAUUAAACAGAAUUUUGGCUCUGAAAUCCACGUCCAAAAUCCAGGGUUAUUGAAAACUUAGAAUAAAACAGCUGCCCUCUGCUCUGUAUGAUACAUCAGGCAAGUCCAGCUGCUACCUGUAUUUUCACAACUGGGGAAUUGUUGCAUUAAAUAUCUUCAGUAUAUUAUUUAUUUUUGUAAGUUUUAUAAAGUAAAACUUUAUUUGAAAACGCAAUUCAAGGCACUAUAAAAUUUGGAAUCAGUACAUCAGACCAAACAUAUUAACUGCAGAACUGGAAAGAAUAAAAAUGAUGGAAUUAAAAAUAUCCACAAACACUCUGAAACUUUUAUCUGCCUGUCCAUCCAUCCAUCGGGUAUAAGUAUUCAUAAUUGUUAGAAUUUCUUCCUACUGUGACUCCAAGGCGAAAAACUGAUUCAGAUCAUGGAUUAUAGAGCCUAAAAUGGAUUGUGGUCAUAAUUUGGGCAUUUAUAUUAGCUACAGGUAUGCUAAGUUUCUUUUUUCUUUUAUGAUUUUGAUUUUUCACUAUUCUUGUCCAAAAAUAGGCAAGUUGCUUUACUCAUUUUCAUGUAGCAAUUAUGCAAUAGUCAUUUUUGUAGUCUAAAUACAAAUAUUUGAAAAUGCUUUUUAAAACAUUGCUAUAGCAUUUAAUGCUUUUUGAAUUUUUGGGACCAAGAGAAUAAAACGGGUUUCCUUUUUUUUUUUUGUCAGUUGAAUGCAGUAGUUAAGCAGUAGCUAUCUUGCAAAUAGCAUUGGCCAGAAGACAAGAUAGCCAGUAUAAUUAGUAAAAGGUCCCAGCAUUGCUGGCUAAUCUACAUUAGCCAUAAGGCCUUUUAUAACCAAGAGCUUUUGGAAGGGAGCUUGAAGAUAAUCUCUUCUUGCCAUUGUAAUCUAAAUGUUUAUAGUGCCAAUAUUUUUCCAGGUUUUUAACCUAAUAGAACUAGAGUCCAAAUAAAUAUGUUGUAAUGUGCCUUUACCUCUUUCUACAAAAACACAUCCUAUAAUAUUUUAUAGCAUAUUUAUUACAGACCUGAAACCGACAUGUAUGCCUUAACUGUUGCAUCUCUUGACAAAAAUAUCUUCUGGACUUCUAUUAUUAAAAUUCAUUUUGGUGACAAUA
This is a messenger RNA of Pantherophis guttatus, 5573 nucleotides long. RefSeq names its product 3'-phosphoadenosine 5'-phosphosulfate synthase 2 (gene PAPSS2). Gene Ontology annotation, molecular function: sulfate adenylyltransferase (ATP) activity; ATP binding; adenylylsulfate kinase activity. Gene Ontology annotation, biological process: 3'-phosphoadenosine 5'-phosphosulfate biosynthetic process; sulfate assimilation. The record is from RefSeq and is a predicted model, not a curated record. Lineage: Eukaryota; Metazoa; Chordata; Lepidosauria; Squamata; Colubridae.